This is a messenger RNA of Tachyglossus aculeatus (Australian echidna), 1755 nucleotides long. It is a transcript of the gene XKR8, whose product is annotated as XK related 8. The record is from RefSeq and is a predicted model, not a curated record. Lineage: Eukaryota; Metazoa; Chordata; Mammalia; Monotremata; Tachyglossidae. Gene Ontology annotation, cellular component: plasma membrane. Gene Ontology annotation, biological process: engulfment of apoptotic cell; apoptotic process involved in development; phosphatidylserine exposure on apoptotic cell surface.
AUGGCCCCUCCCCCUAUGGCCCCGCCCAUCGCGCCCCUCUGCCCCGCCCCCCCCCGGUCCCCGCCCCCCGGUCCCCGCCCCGCCGGUCCCCGGCCCUCCGCCCCCCCCCCCCCGCCCCGAGCCCGGGGGCCCGAGAGCCCGCCCGUGUCCCGUCCGGUCCCGCGGGGUCCCGCGGGGUCCCGUCGGGCCAUGGGUUGCGCGCCCGUCCGUUGCGGGUGGUGCCGCCGCGGCCGUUGGGAGCCGCUGCUGCCGGCGCUGGGCCCGGCGGCGGGCACGGCGGCCUUCGUGGCGGACUUGGCGGCGGACGCGUGGGCCGCCGGGGGCUACGCGCGUCAGGGCCGGCCCGGCCGGGGGCUGCUGCUGCUGGCGCCGCUGGCGCUGGGCUCGCUGGGCGGCCAGCUGCUCAGCUGGGCCUGGCACCGGGCCGGGGCCCCCGGGGGCUGCCCCCCGCCCCGGGCCCCCGGGGGCUGCCCCCCGCCUCCGCCGACCACCCGCCUCCUCGCCCUGCUCCACCUCCUGCAGCUCGGCUACCUGGCCAGGUGUGUCUACGCCCUCCGGGUGGGAGUGUACCUGUGGAGGAAGGAGAAGCCGUCGGAAGUGGAGCUGGCGUAUUUCGCUUUCCUCUCCCUGGACAUCAGCCUGCUGCGACUGUUCGAGACCUUCCUGGAGACGGCCCCCCAGCUCACGCUGGUCCUCAUCUUCUGCCUGCAAGCGCACACGGCCGAGUACUUCCAGUGGGCCGGGAUCUGCACCUCGCUGCUCUGCACCUCCUGGGCGCUGCUCGACUACCACAGGAGCCUGCGCAGCUGCCUGGAAGACAAGCACCCGCUGGACGCCCCCUUGGCCGUCGUCGCCUACUUCCUGUGGAACGUGCUGCUGCUGGCCCCCCGCCUGCUGGCGCUGGCCCUACUUGGGGCGCUGGCCCCGGGCCUGCUGGCACUGCACUUUGUGGCCGUGUGGCUGGCCAUGUUGCUGUGGGUGUGCCUGCAGGGCACGGCCUUCAUGGGCACCGGCGGCUGGGAGGGGCUGUAUCGUGCCGUCGUGGCCGUGAUCCUCUACUUCUCCUGGUUCAACGUGGCCGAGGGCAGGACGGCGGGCCGCAGCACCAUCUACUACACCUUCGUGCUCUGCGACAGCACCCUCCUCGCUGGCUGCUGGCUCUGGACCCACUGGCCCCUCCCGGCCGGCUCCCUGCUGGCCUGGGCGCUGCCCUCGGCCGCCGUCUCCUUCGUCGGGGGGCUGGGCCUGAGGGGGGCCUACUACUGGUGGCUGCACCCGCGGGCCAGCUGGGACGAGGUGGACUUUGGGAGGGCGGGAGCCCAGCCGCCGCCCCCGGGCCUAGCCAACCCCCGCGUGGCCACACUGGCCCGCAGUUUCUAUUCCACGGCGGUGGUGGGCCCGGCCUGAGAUGCCCCGGCCCUGACCCAUCUCUAGCCACGGCCCCGGGCUGAGGACCGUGACGGCUGGCUUUUGUGGGCCCAGGUGGAGACGUUGGGCCGGCCGCGGCCCUCGCCCCAUCCACUCCUGGUCAGGGGCCCGGUGGGACUGCAGCUUUCCCAUUUGGAGAGAGGAAAAAAUGACUCUCCCCGACUCCAUCACCUCCUAGCUGGAGCAAGUUGCAGAGGGGGGCAAGGCACCGCCAGCCCAGGAGUCCUCUCGGCCCCGGGCUUUGUGCUCAUUGACUCCACGGUGGUCUGCCACUGCCCAAGGCAGGAGAAGUUUUAUAGAAAAUAAAAACUUUAUUUUUCAAGUGAA